UCUAGUCACUUAUUAGUACAAAAUACUCCUCCCAAUCUCUUCUCUCUUGCGCUUCGAAGCACGCUGCUGCGCAGCUCUGUAAUCUGCUAUUUACAAGCUUGUUAGUAAUGGGUAAGGGACCGAAGCGGCAGAAGAAAGACAUCAAAAAUCCUAAAGAGAAAACUCGAGAUGAGUAUUUCCCGGAGGAAGAUAUGGAUGACGAAGUUGAUGCAUUUCAUAAGCAGAGGGAUGUAGUUCCGCUGGACGUGGGUGUGGAUGAGGAUUUUGGAGCAUCUGAUGAUGAUGACGAGCAGCCUGUCUUUGAUUUUGAGGAUAAUGAUGAUGAUGAUGAUGAUGAUACACAACUUACUGGCCUUGCAGCAAAAAUUGCAAGGCAGCAAAGGUUUUUACGGCAAAGGAUUGGUGGAGUUGAGGAUGAACUGCAUGAUGAUGUUGAAGAUGAGGAUGAAAAGAAGGCUGUAUGGGGUAGGUGGAAGGACCUGUACUAUAAUGCAGAUAAUGCUGAUUAUGAGCUACAAUCAAGUGAUGAGGACCUCCCUGCGGAGGAAGAAGCAGAGGUUUUGAGAUUGCAGAAAGAGAAGGCUAAAUCUCUUUCAAUGGAAGAUUUUGGCCUUGAAGAUGCUGAGCAGGAUGAGAGUGAUUCUGAUGCAGAACCAAAAGUGUUAGAGGAUAUUUUGUUUAAAGGGAGGUCCUCGGCAAAGCCUCGUGCAAAUAAAGAAGCUGAAGAUGACACUGGGACAGCUUACGAGGAGGUCAAAAAAGACAUUAAUGCUUUGUCAAGAGAGGAACAAAUGGAUGUUGUUUAUAGUUCCGCUCCAGAGUUGGUUGGUUUGCUGUCAGAACUGAAUGAUGCUCUUGAUGAACUCGAGAGGAAAGUGAAUCCACUUCUAACCAAGGUAGAAGAGAGUAAAACCACUGGCAGAGGAGGUCUGCAGUAUUUGAAGACAAAACAGCUUCUAUUGUUGACUUAUUGCCAAUCUAUUGGUUUUUAUCUUCUUCUCAAGUCUGAGGGCCACCCAGUUCGUGAUCAUCCAGUCAUUGCUCGACUUGUAGAGAUCAAGAGUUUGUUGGAGAAGGUGAAGCAGCUUGAUGAGAAUCUUCCUCCUGAAAUUGAAAAGAUUCUCAAUAAAUCUGGUGGGAUGGACUCAGGAGCAAAGGUCAUGGAAGAUGUCACAUUGACUUCUAAACCCUCCACUGCAGAUCACAAAUUAUCUUCCACCUCAACGGCUGAAAACCAUGAAGUAGCUAUGCCGCAUGAAACAACUGAACUGGUAGGGGAAGGCUUUUUUAAGGGUCAUGUCAACAAAGAAGAGAAACGCAAGCGUCAGAAUGAUCAAGUUGCCGUGCAAAGCAUAGAAAUGCUGAAAGUAAGAGCGAGACUUGAAGAAAAGCUGAAGCAGAAAGGUGUUUUUAGGUCUGUAGCACCAAAGCCAGAUAGAUCUAUAGAACAUCUUGUGCAACCAGUGAACAGGAAGCUUGAAACAUUGGAUGAUUUUGAUGAUGAGGUUAUCGAUAAGGAGGCUGGAGCGCGUGGUUUGAAUGAUGGACAUGCAAAUUUGGCAUGCUCAAUGUCACAACUUGUUGCUGCAAAUGUGAAUAAAUCCAAGGUUGUUUCUGGUGACGAUGAUGUACCCAAGAGGGAUGAUAUUGGAGAAAGACGAAGGAAGCAUGAACUCCAAGUUCUUGCAAGAGCUGGGGUUGAGUUAAUGGAUGAUGAUGAUCUCAGAGAUCAGGAGGAUGAACAAGCUGAGUUGGAUGCUAAUUUUGAUGAUGAUGAUGAUGAUGGUGAAGGAGGGAAAUCAGAAGGGUCAGAAGAUGAAUUUUAUAAACAAGUGAAACAGCAACGGUCUGCAAAACUUUCUGCCAAAGCUGAGCUGUAUGCAAGAGCCCCGAAAGUCCCAUUGUUACCAGAAACAGAAGUUGUAGAUGGUAAACGUCAUAUUACCUACCAGAUGGAAAAGAAUAGAGGACUCACUCGUGCUCGGAAGAAGCUUACCAAGAACCCAAGGAAGAAAUACAGGUUGAAGCAUAAGGAUGCAGUUGUGCGUAGGAAAGGGCAGGUGAGGGAGGUCAAAAAGCCAAGUGGCCCUUAUGGUGGGGAGGUAUCUGGUAUCAAUGCUGGAAUCAGUCGGAGCAUCAGAUUCAAAAACUAACUGCCUUUAGAGUUUUUCCUUUCUGUUUUGUUUUUUUUAUUUACUUCAUGGUCAGAUCCGUCUGGUAUGUCCACCAGGUCCAAUUUUGUUGUAGCAGUUUUGUUCUUCUAUCCCAUCUAUAAGAA
Telopea speciosissima is the source of this 2278-nucleotide messenger RNA. RefSeq names its product something about silencing protein 10-like. The coding region runs from base 108 to 2153 and encodes 681 amino acids. Gene Ontology annotation, biological process: maturation of SSU-rRNA from tricistronic rRNA transcript (SSU-rRNA, 5.8S rRNA, LSU-rRNA). Lineage: Eukaryota; Viridiplantae; Streptophyta; Magnoliopsida; Proteales; Proteaceae. The record is from RefSeq and is a predicted model, not a curated record. The transcript is spliced from 17 exons. Gene Ontology annotation, cellular component: small-subunit processome; nucleolus.